Molecule: messenger RNA, 2598 nt
Organism: Osmerus eperlanus (European smelt)
Lineage: Eukaryota; Metazoa; Chordata; Actinopteri; Osmeriformes; Osmeridae
Gene: gjd6
Product: gap junction protein delta 6
Exons: 1
Coding region: 1113-2300 (395 amino acids)
Biological process (GO): cell-cell signaling
Cellular component (GO): connexin complex
Molecular function (GO): gap junction channel activity
Source: RefSeq, a predicted model, not a curated record
CAGACAGAGCCAGACGCAGCUGUUUGAAGUAAGCAAACGCCUGAGUGACUGUGUUAUCUGAUGUCAUUUGACGAGACUGUCAUUUGAUGGUCGUAGACCUUUCAAGGGUCUUUUUUUAAAACACAGAUAAAGGCAAUGUCAACUUGUCAGAGAAGAGCAGACUAAACAAGAGCCAGGGGAUAAAACACAGCUCAGAUAUGAAGAGGCAGCAUGACCACCUCUCAGCCAGCAGCCUCGUCCAUACCGAGAGUGUCUAGCCUGGUUCCAGGGAAUGUUUACCAGUAGGACAGAGACAGGUGAAGGUGAGGUAAUCGGCGUCAUGUUGUUAGAGAGGAAGUGCACUUCCAAGUGUUUUUCAGCUUGUGCGAUAGAGAGCAUGCAUUACGGUCAUUAUCUUGAGGAAGGUUUUUAAUGCGUGUCCAUUAAAGGAGAGACAUCAUCCUGUUGAGCAGCAGAAGAAUGCUCUAUCAGCCAGCACUAUCAGGGGCUCUCCAGACCAGGACACCACUGUCCUUACAAGAGGUCUAAAAUGGAACUCUGAAGACAAGAGACCGAGAGGGCACACCAUGUGACUCAUGUCAAGUGGCCAUCUAGCUGGGCUCUGUGUGUGUGUGUAUACAGGACCACUCCUUAUCUGUGAAGGACUGCUAGGAUGAGGUGUCUCCCCAGCAAUCAGACCGCUGUCCAGAGAGUCUGGAACAGCUGCUGGAGGAGACUUCACCCAGACGGAACUCUGGAUAGACACUGGAUAGAGAACUCCAUAGAGGAACACUGGAUAGAGAACUCCACACAGGAACACUGGAUAGAGAACUCCACACAGGAACACUAGAGAACUCCACACAGGAACACUGGAGAACUCCACACAGGAACACUGGAUAGAGAACUCCAUACAGGAACACUGGAUAGAGAACAUUUAGAACCACUGGACCGAGUGCUCCAGGAGAUCGGAGAGCCAGGCUGGCUGCAGCUGGGGUCUGGCUGAAGGCAGGACGGGAGCAGAGAGGGCAUCUGAUCAGAGCUGGAGCCAAGGGAGGAUCCAUCCCACAGGGCUGUUCUCCAGGGGCCUGGUUUCUCUCCAGCGGCUGGUCUCUCUCCCAGGCCGCACCACCACCAUGACGGAGUGGACCCUGCUCAAGCGGCUGCUGGACGCCGUUCACCAGCACUCCACCAUGAUCGGCCGGCUCUGGCUCACCGUCAUGGUCAUCUUCCGCUUGCUGGUGGUCGCCGUGGCGACGGAGGACGUGUACGCGGACGAGCAGGAGAUGUUUGUGUGCAACACCCUGCAGCCCGGAUGCUCCACGGUGUGUUACGACGCCUUCGCGCCCAUCUCCCAGCCUCGCUUCUGGGUCUUCCACAUCAUCAGCGUCUCCACGCCCUCCCUCUGCUUCAUCAUCUACACCUGGCACAACCUCUCCAAGGUGCCCCAGGGCCAGAGGAGGGACCAGGGCCAGGGAGCCAACCCGGGAGACGGGGAGCGCGACGUGGGACGAGAGGCCUUUGACAGGAGCUGCGAUUCCGACAGCUGCUCCAUCCGCUCCCACAGACACCUGGGCCACAGCCUGGCUGACGUGCUGGAGGGCAUCGCCACCCAGAGCCUCCAGAAGGGAGGCCCCAACACGGCCGUGUCCCUGACCCAGGCCCGGCCUCGCGCCCGCCGAGAGGGGGACCGGGACGGCCCGGGCGGGACCGGAGGCGUUCUGUCCAAGUACUACGUGUUCCACGUGUGUUUCCGCGCGGUUCUGGAGGUGGGCUUCGUCCUGGCUCAGUGGGUGCUGUUCGGGUUCCGGGUUCCGUCCCACUUCCUGUGCUCCACGCCGCCCUGCUCCCAGCCGGUGGACUGCUACGUCUCCAGGCCCACGGAGAAGAGCAUCUUCCUGCUCUUCAUGUUCUGCGUGGGGAUCUUCUGCAUCCUGCUCAACCUGCUGGAGCUCAACCACCUGGGAUGGAAGAAGGUCCGUCGCGUGGUGCGGCUGAGGGAGGGGUCCUCCUGGAGGGGGCGCCAAGGCAGGAGGGGGGGGUACGAGACUUUCGCUCCCGACAGCCCCUCCCUGACCUCCUCCAUGGGCUUCCGGGAUGUGACCAGCACCGCCUCCCUGCCCACCCUGGACCUGGUGGUGGGUCACAGGCCGGACUGGACCUGCGCAGGGAACUGCGCCCUGUUCAAGGAGGCGGAGGCGGGCUUGGAGAGCAGGCUGCAGCCCCUGAAGAUCCAGGACGCCCAGAGAGGAGGGAGGCAGACCCUGAAGAGCACAAGGGAGGGGAGGGACGCCAAGCACCACAGCACAGAAGUCUGGAUAUGAAGGUUUAGAUCAUAACAUUGGUUAAGUUCUGAACUCAAAUGACGGGUCUGGCUGUUGCCAUGGUGGGGCUUUUCAAGCUUUUGGGAUUUUAAAGAAGAGCAAAGAAAUAAAAAGUGUUAAACGUUGAAUGAGUCUUAAAACCUUAAAGCAGUAAUGUAAGUAAUUACUCUAUUAAGGGAAAUGUUGUGGCACCAUAUAUAAGACAACAGCCAAGAUCAGGGUCAAAUACAAGAAUCAGAAACCUGUGUGUAUCAAAACCUGUUUACUGAGCAGAUGUAAUAUUAUGUAGAUCUGGGUG